AUGGCUACAGUACUAGGAACGAAUGAGACUGCGAGCGACACCUGGAGCGGCAUAUUAACCGAUGCCGUGGUGAGAUGUGGACGUGAUAGUGAGCGGAAACUCUACUUGUAUGGUAUUAGCUCAAAUCGUUGCGCCAAAUGCCAAGCAAAACUUCAAUCUGGCAACAAUACAUGUGGUAGCUGCAAUUACACACACAAAAUAAUAUGCAAAUGCACACGCUGUAGUCAAGAAAACAACCCCGUCAUGUGGUGUGCAGAGUGUGACGCUUAUUUUUGUGCAACGUGUCACAAGAAGCCGCACGUGUUAAUGCUGGGGAGCGUUAAACCGCACCAUUGUUUUCCUAUUGACGGCGCGAGUGGAAAGCAUUUCGUGGAAGCUGCGUGGUCGGAAGAGUUUAUAGCGAUGAUGGUGACGACGUAUCAACUUCGUCUUAGUGAGAAAACAAAGAAGCAGGCGGACGAGAUGGAAGCCAAGGUGCCAACGCAAGUUACUGGGCAGCUGGCAGUAUCGGCCGUUAAUGAAGCUGCAGAAUCCUCAGCAACAGCCACGACCUUGUUGGAGCAGCCACAGAAUGCUGCAGAAAGUUCAUCAGCUACUGUUGCGGUAGAUAAUAGUGAUGCUGCUGAAGUUUCACUGGCUUGUGCAUCAGCUGUACCUCAAUUGUCGGACUCGAUACCAAACAUGCAGGAGCAGCCGCGAAAACGGCAAUUUUCAGACUCAGAUGAUACGUAUGAUAGGCUUCAAAAAUCGGUUUGCGCUACCAAGCCCUCACAUUCGGGUGGACGAGCUGCUGUAACAUCAACGCCAACACAAGCAUCAGCACUAGCCGAUGGAAUGACUUUGUAUGAUCGCGUUAAAGAAAUGCACGAUCUACGAGUGAGAGCUGCACAGCCUAACGCACCAGAAGCUCGAUCGUCAAAAGUAAGUUUGAGUCGGCUGUCUCAAAAAGAAGAGCAAUUACAAGAGCAAGAUGAACGCGCAAAGCAAAAACCCGAUCCUGCGGUUCAGCAGCAACAGCAGCAAGCACAGGUAAAAGCUGAACAGUUGAAGAACGAACAACAGCGCCUGAAUCAUUUAAGACACUUAAACAUCCAGAAACAGGAAGAAAGGCAACGACUAAAGGUUGCACAGCAAGAGCAAGAGAAGCAGCGGAAGGAAGAGCUUCGGCUAAAGGCUACACAGAAAGAGCUAGAGAGGCAACGGUGGAUAGUAGAACAGAAGAAACGACAGGAUCAACGACCGCAAGCGAAUCAGUGGCGAGAAGAUAAACGCAAACAAAGUGAAUUACAGCAGCAACAGGAACAUCAAUUGCUGGAAGAGCGAAUGCGGCAUGAACAGAUUAUGCUUCAGCAGGACGAGGCUCGCUCAUUGAUACGUGAAGGUGAUCGAUUCGCUAGUCAUGCUCAGUAUAUGCUUCAUGUUCAACCAAGCUAUACCUCCAUAGCUUCAUCGGACAUUUCGGCACCGAUGCCAGUUGCCGCCAUAGCGCCGUUGAGCGUUUCUGUCAUGAUGCCUUCAGACGCCCGCUUCACGCAAGUUCAGUCUCCAGCUAGCGGUUCUCCUCAUGCCUCGCGUUUUGGCUCGGACGAGCACACAGCAGUACCAGUGUCGAGGUUUGAGACGAUUUCACAGAACCACGACGGGAAUUGUCAUCUUGUCGUAAGGAAUUCCAAUCCGAAUCCUCAACAACAGCCGCAGCUGCAGUCAGAUUAUCCGGAUGCAAUGGUUUUGCAUCGACAUGUGACAGAAGGAGACUUAAGUCCUAGUAUGUCUGGCGAAGACGAUGAGCUACGUGCGAUCUGGGUGAGCGAUUACGACAAUGUGAAUGCGUUGGUCAUGCAAUUGGAUAUGGAGAUCACGAAGCGGGCAGAAGAAGGACACUCAUUUGUGCACAUGUCAAACAGCAUUACAAUCCCCGAACAGUUGAAGCUGCAGCUCAACAAACUUUGUGCUCAGCGGGACACAGCAAUAAAGAAGAGGUUCAAUUCACUCGCUCGUGUAUUGAUCUUCUCCAAUGCGGUGCGCUCGUUCGCACAGCAACACGAACACAGCAACAUUUGGAACGACGUCCCGGAGGUUCUGAAGGCAUCGCACAAAAAGUGUGCAGAACUAGCCGUCAGUAUUCGCGUGUUGGAACGACAAGCGCAAAAGUUACGCGAAGGGAUCAACGAGGCUGUAUCGAACGGGGAUCCAAUGCAGAUGCAACAUGUGGUACAUCUGAGUGCUCAUAUUGCCGACUUGGAGAGGAAGAUCCGCACUUCGAACGGUGAACGCGACAAGCAGUUCAUUUUCAUGUUUCAGUUCAGCAGCAAACUGAGAAAUAUGGUACGCGCCGAGUGGGCAGCUACAGGAGGAGGAGGUUAUCAAUCAAAGCAAUAA
Peronospora belbahrii is the source of this 2379-nucleotide messenger RNA. The record is from the annotation of a GenBank genome assembly. NCBI's taxonomy places the organism in Eukaryota, Oomycota, Peronosporomycetes, Peronosporales, Peronosporaceae.